UGCGUGUUCGCCUGGUAGUCGGACACGCGUGGACCCCCGCAGUGCGACGGCGGCUUCGGAGCCUCGUGCCGAGCAGACGGCGGUUUCGUCAGCGCGCGGCUCUGACGGGGAUCCCCCCCUCUCGAGGGCGCGGCGCCUCCCCGGACGGUGCUCGCUGACGCUCCCGUGGCGUGAGUGGGGACGUUCCCGGGGCCGAGUCACGACAGUCCCGGGUGGUGACCGGGCCCGCGUUCUGGGUGCUGCGGCACCAGGCGGCUCCGGGCCCGCGCCGCCCCCGCCCGGGAGGAGCGCGUUACUGCGCCGGCGCCUUCCUGGCGUCCGCUGAGAAUGAGAACGUCUCUUAGUGGUUAGUUACCUUCCUGGGAGGAAUCCGAAGUGGUUACACUGGUUUUUAAAUAUACAGCGUGUCCCAAAAUGUAUACACAUCACAAAACCAGCGUUCUAAAAUACAUUUCAUUUCCAAAGUGGAACGGAGUCUGCGCUGUUGACUGGUAAAGUGCGCUUCAUUUUGGGGGGCACCCUGUAUGCACUGCUGGGUUCUGCCUGAGGAUACUGGGGAGGUUAUGUGCUUUAAUGAGUUUGGCGGCAGAAAGGGCUCGACAGAUUUCUGUUUCUCGGUUUAGCCUAAAAAUAUUCAUUGGAAGUGUCGGAUCAGUAGCUUCAGUGUUACGAUCAAGCGGGGUUGUGCGCGGUCGUGAGAAACGACGCACAUCCCUCGCCCUCAGCGCCCUCGCCUUCAGCUUUGUUUUGUUUUCAACUCAAAUAGAUUAACUAGUGGGGUCUGUGUUUAACCCAGUUUUAUUUUUCAGAUACAGCUCAUAAAUUAUAAUAAUUUUAUUUCCCCUUGACACUAGAGGUCUUAAGUAGAGAUGAUAUGUGUACCGCCUAACAGCUAGGGGGCAUGUCACAGGUAAGGCUGACACCAGGAGGCCGUAGAGCCCACCCGGAGCGCGCAGGCCUGGCGUUCAGGGGUAAUGCUGCCCGUUACUACUAGCCAGACUGGAAAAUUCUUCUAAUGCCCAGAGUAUUGGGAGUGAGCUGUAUCUGUAAUGCAGUGAAAGGAAAAACAACUGUCUACUUGCAAAAAUAUAUUUUAACAAUAAAGGUAAGGCAAUUUGUAGAAUGGGAGAAAAUAUUAACGACCCAAUUUUAAAAUGGGCAGAGAACUUGAACAGACAUUCUUCCAAAGAAGGUCAUACAAAUGGCCAAUAGCACAUGAAAGUAACACAAAUUAAAACCACAAGGAGAUGUCACUUAACAGCUACUAGGAUGCCUAUAAUAAUUUUUAAAAUGGAAUAACAACUCAUGUUGGCAAGUUUGUGGGAAAAUUGGAACCCUUGUGUAUUGCUGAAAGUAGAAUCAUGUAGCUGCAGUUGAAGUUUGUGGGUCCUCAAAAAGCUAAACCCCCAAAUUAACAUAUGACAUAGCAAUUCCACUUCUAGGUAUUUUCCCAACGUUAUUGAAAGCAGGUGCUCCAGCAGAUUCUCGUAUGCCAGUGCUCAUUGCAGCAGCAUUCACAAUAGUCAAUAGAUGGGAACAUUCCAGAUAAAUGGAUACACCAAAGGUGGUUGCUAUACAAUGAAAUAUUACUCAGACAUGAAGAGGAAUGAAGUUCUUAUACAUGCUACAUCAUGGGUGAACCUUGCUAAGUAAAAUAAGCUAGACACAAAAGCACAAAUGUUGUAUGUUUUGUUUACAUGAUAUUUCUAGAAGAGGCAAAUUCAUAGAAACAAAGUAGAGGUUAUUGGGGUUUAAAGGGAGGAAUAUUAAUGUGUAGGAGUUUCUAUGUGGCAUGAGGAAAAAGUUUUGGGAUUGGCAGUGAUGGCUGCACGACAUUGUGUGUAUAAUGCCACUGAAUUGUACACUUAGCAGUGGUUAAAAUGGCAAAUUUUGUUGUAUAUAUUUCAUCGUAAUUUUAAAAAUUAAUAAUGUAAUAUACCAAAAACCACUGAAUUUGUAUACUUUGAGUGGGUGAAUUGUAUGAUAUGUGAGUUAUAUCUCAAUAAAGCUGUUUUAAAAAGGUCCAAAGGCAAAAUAAAGACAUUUGUUUGACUUACAAAAGCUGAAACAAUUUAUUACCAGCAGACACACUGCAAGAAACGUUAAAAGAUGUCCUUCAGGGAGAAUGGAAAUGAAACCAAAUGGAAACCAGUGUCUACAAGAAAGAAUGACAGGCACUGCCAAAUACAUAACUUUGCCUUCUUGGACCUCUCAUUACUCAAGGAAGCAUCAACAAGCUCUCGGAGGGCAUGGAAGCCAAGUCAUUAACUGCCCGGUUCCCUACACUGGUGACCUUCAAGGAUAUACUUGUGAACUUCACCAGGGAGGAGUGGAAGCUCCUGGAUGCUGCUCAGCAGAUCAUGUACAAGGAUGUGAUGCUGGAGAACUAUAAGAACCUGGUUUCCUUGGGACAUCAACUUCCCAAGCCAGAUGUAAUCCUCCAGUUGGAGAAAGGGGAAGAGCCAUGGCUGGUGGAGAGAGGGAUUCACCAAGAUACCCGUCCAGAUUGGGAUACUGCGGUUGAAAUUAAAUCAGUUUCCAAUAAGAGCAUUUCUCUAGAUUCCUAUGACAUUAAAAUGGAAGGAAUGGCAAAGAGUGAUAUCUGGUAUCUGUCACUAGAAGAAGUCUGGAAUUGUGAAGACCAGUUGGACAAGUAUCAGAAAAACCAGGAGAGACAUUUGAGGCAAGUGGCAUUCACCCAAAAGAAAGUACUUUCUCCAGAAAGAGUCAGUGAUAAUGGUAAAUUUGGGGGAAACUGUCUUCUUCCUGCUGAACUAGUACUGAGAGAGUAUUUUCAUAAACAUGACUCAUGUACUAAAAGUUUAAAAGGUGAUGUAGUUUUUAAUGGUCAUCAGGAAAGCUGUGCAAGUAACAGUAGUGAAUGUGGCCAAACUCUCUGUCAGAACAUUCACCUUACUCAGUUUGCAAAAACUCAGACAGGAGGUAAACCCUACAAAUGCCCCAAUAACGAUAACUCCCGUAGUCAUGGCACAUCCCGUGGUAUAUCAAAGGGUAUACAUAGAGAGAAACCCUAUGAAUGUAAAGAAUGUGGAAAAUUCUUCAGCUGGCGUUCUAAUCUUACCAGGCACCGGCUAAUUCAUACUGGAGAGAAACCUUAUGAAUGUAAAGAAUGUGGAAAAUCUUUCAGCCGGAGUUCUCACCUCAUUGGACAUCAAAAGACUCACACUGGUGAGGAACCCUAUGAAUGUAAAGAAUGUGGAAAGUCCUUCAGCUGGUUCUCUCACCUUGUUACCCAUCAGAGAACCCAUACGGGAGACAAACUGUACACGUGUAAUCAGUGUGGGAAAUCUUUUGUUCAUAGCUCCAGGCUUAUUAGGCACCAGAGAACUCACACUGGAGAGAAACCUUAUGAAUGUUCUGAAUGUGGGAAAUCUUUCAGACAGAGCACACAUCUCAUUCUGCAUCAGAGAACUCACGUUCGAGUGAGGCCCUAUGAAUGUAAUGAAUGUGGGAAGUCUUAUAGCCAGAGAUCUCACCUAGUUGUGCAUCAUAGAACUCACACUGGACUAAAACCCUUUGAGUGUAAAGAUUGUGGAAAAUGCUUCAGUCGAAGUUCUCACCUUUUCUCACACCGGAGAACCCACACUGGAGAGAAACCAUACGAAUGUCAUGAUUGUGGAAAAUCCUUCAGCCAGAGUUCUGCCCUCAUUGUGCAUCAGAGAAUUCAUACUGGAGAGAAACCAUAUGAAUGUUGUCAGUGUGGGAAAGCCUUCAUUCGGAAGAAUGACCUUAUUAAGCACCAGAAGAUCCACAUUGGAGAAGAGACUUAUAAAUGUAACAGGUGUGGAGUUACCUUCAGCCACAACUCUCCAUUUAUAGUACAUCAGAUAGCUCACACUGGAGAGCAGUUCCUAACAUGUAAUCGGUGUGGGACAGCGCUUGUUAAUAGCCCUAACCUUACUAGGUACCACACAAGUCAUAUUAGAGAAAACACAUAUUAAUAUAAUGAAUAUGGAAAACUUUUCACAAAGAACAGUAACUUUAUUUAGGUUUGGAGAACUUCUGGAGAGAAGCUAUACAGAUAUAAUCCAUGUGGAAAGGCUUUCAGCCUUGUUACUAUUUUUUGUGUGUAUAUUUAGAGAAUUGGUCUGGGAGUGUGGAAAACCUCCCCGCAGAUUUCACUUUAGUACACAAAUACUUUAGACUUUCUUCUUUCCACAAAGAUUCAUAUAAUUCAUAGGCCUGGAGCAUUCUUGACCAAGCCUUAAAGUCUAAAAUUUGAGAAGGAACCAUUAAGUAGGUGAGUUGUUGAGAGAUGAUCUAGCUGCUUCAAAAAAUGAUGAUAAUGCUACUUCAGAAAGAUAAAUGAGAGUUGUUGCAUGAGAAUAGAAAAUUGAUAGUUAUUGUAACAAGAUGGAAAAUAAGGUUUCAGUGAAUUAAUGUACCAUUUUUACUUGAUUGUCCCUCUCUUCUCGGAUACUUAAUGCUGUUUAGUUGGUUUUAUGUGUCUGAUGUAAUCACAUUUUGGUUAGCCAGGAAAAUGCUUAUAAUGCAAAGCAGAAAUAAUACAUUUACUAUUAGUAGUACCCAUUUAAAAAUAUAUUUGCAUGUGGACAAGAAUUGAAAAAAUAUGGAUUAGUGAAUAGAAUUGACUUGAUUGAUAACAGGGUAACAAGUUCUACAGUUUAUUCAUUGUGAAUGUUAUUUUGAAAACAUUUUUAAAUAUUAAAAAGAUAUUUAGUUUCUUUAUUUCAUCUUCAAGGAAGCUUGAGAAGCAUCUACUAGCAAACUUUCCCAUUAAUUCGAAGUUAGCCCCUUAACUGAGCCCCUUAGACUUUCCGAUAACCUAUGGCUUAAUUUUUCUCAACUUAUAACGGAGGUACUACUAGUAUCUACCUCAGAGAGUUGUGUGGAUUAGUGUGACAAUGUGUAUAAUGUACUUUAAACAGUGCCUGGCACAUAGUAAGCACUAUAUGUGUUGCCUAGUAACAAUAAUAAUAUUACUAUUAUUAACAUCCUAAGGAAUGUGGGAGGAGAUGUGUCUAUGGACGAUCCCUGAAACACUACUUAUGAUAGUGCAAAAUUUGCAAUAUAAAAAUGUAUAAUAACAAAAUGGUUAUUUAUAGUGUAUCCAUGUAGUGAUAUGCAGACAUUAAAAGUAUGCAAAGUUUGGUAACAGGAAAAAUGUUGAUGCUGUCAUGUGUUAUGAAACAAUAACAAAUGUAAAUAUGGAAUAAACUCAAAUAUGUAAAUAAAUGAACUGCAAAAUGAAA
Molecule: messenger RNA, 5234 nt
Organism: Miniopterus natalensis
Lineage: Eukaryota; Metazoa; Chordata; Mammalia; Chiroptera; Miniopteridae
Gene: ZNF10
Product: zinc finger protein 10
Biological process (GO): regulation of transcription by RNA polymerase II
Molecular function (GO): DNA-binding transcription factor activity, RNA polymerase II-specific; RNA polymerase II cis-regulatory region sequence-specific DNA binding
Source: RefSeq, a predicted model, not a curated record